Vespa crabro (European hornet) is the source of this 1741-nucleotide messenger RNA. RefSeq lists its product as uncharacterized. The transcript is spliced from 12 exons. The record is from RefSeq and is a predicted model, not a curated record. Bases 69 to 1685 code for a protein of 538 amino acids. Gene Ontology annotation, molecular function: oxidoreductase activity, acting on the CH-OH group of donors, NAD or NADP as acceptor. Gene Ontology annotation, cellular component: cytoplasm. NCBI's taxonomy places the organism in Eukaryota, Metazoa, Arthropoda, Insecta, Hymenoptera, Vespidae.
GCAUAUGAGCUUAAGAGUUUCAAUGACAGUGUAUUCCUCGUUCGAAAUUGAAGGGAUUUAACGUAAGAAUGAAUAACAUUAAAGGUAAAACUGUCCUAAUUACUGGCGCAGCCGUUGGCCUUGGAUAUAAAUACGCCGAAGAUUUGCUAAGGAAUGGCGCCAAGAGUGUUGCCAUUUUGGAUCUGGCCAGUUCUAAAGGCGACCAGUCUGCGGUAACAUUGGAAAACGAAUUUGGCAAAAAUCGAGCCAUCUUUGUACCUUGCGACGUAUCGAAUGCCUCGCAAUUCGAAGAGGCUGUAAAGAAGGUUAUCUCUAGCUUCAAUGUCAUUGAUAUAUUUAUUAACAAUGCUGGAAUUUUGGAUGAAUCUAAAUGGAUAAAAACAAUUGACAUUAACGUCACGGGUCUCUUUCGUGGAUGCUUUUUAGCCUUGGACCAUAUGAGCAAGAACAAAGGUGGCAAAGGUGGAACUAUCGUAAACAUUGCUUCUAUCGUUGGAAUUUCUAACAAAUUUAUAAAAGCUCCAGUUUAUACGGCAAGUAAACACGCCGUCGUUGGAUUCAGCAACGUUUUGAAGAAUUUGGAAGAUAAAACUGGUGUCCGCGUGUUGGUCAUGUGUCCUGGUGUUACGGAGACAUAUUUAUUCCAGGACGUUGAAAGCAAAUUUACCAAAAUAGUGGAUAUACCCACUGCAGAAUUUUUCCAGAAUUACCCUAAGCAAACGGUCGAUAAUGUUUCACAAGCAAUGAUGGAUCUAAUUGAAAAAGGUAAAAACGGAGCGAUUUGGGUCAGCGAGGGCGGACAACCGCCGUAUCAGAUCGAGAUUCCUCAUUAUACGGAGCUUGUCGUGCCUAUAUUAUCGGUCGGUAAGGCAAAAAAUUUCGUUUUCGAAAGAAAAAAAAUGCAAAUAAAAGACAAAAGAGCGAUCGUAACGGGCGCAGCGAGUAAAUUGGGCUUGGCCUUUAGCAGAGAAUUGUUACGUAACGGUGCAACUAAAGUCCUCAUGAUCGACAACCGCGAGGAGGAGGGGACAGGGGCGAUGGAGAGAUUAAAUUUUGAAUUUGGCCGUAAUCGCGCGAUUUUUCUUCCCUGCGACGUGACCCGUAGCACCGAUUUCAAUAUUACAUUUAAGGAUGCAAUCAAUAUCCUUGGCGGUCUGGAUAUUUUAAUCAACAACGCCAGCGUGAUAAAUGAGGCUGACUUUGUAAAAGCUAUAGAUGUUAAUGUGACAGCUCUGAUUCGUUCAACUUUACUGGGAAUACAACAAAUGCGUCGAGAUUCAGGUGGAAAAGGAGGCGUUGUCCUCAAUGUUUCCUCGAUCGCUGGCCUAUGUGCUUUACCACAACUUCCAGUUUACUCCACCGCAAAACACGCCGUGGUGAAUUUUAGCCGUUCCUUCGCCCAACCUUAUCAUUAUCAGAGAACCAAGGUGAGAAUCAUAGUGCUCUGUCCAGGCGUGACCGAGGCGAAUCACGAAGACUUUCGAAGCAAUCUUAUGGAUCCUCAAAUCCUGCAAAAGUACCAGCCCCAAAGAGUGGAAUCAGUUGCUCAUGGGCUAGUCUAUGCGAUAAGAUGCGCUCAAAAUGGAACUAUAUGGAUAAGCGAGCAAGGUAAACCUGUUUAUGAAGUUCAACUGUCCGAUAGUUUACCCCAGAAAACGGAUCAAGGGGAGGAACAACAGAGUUAAAUACUUGUAAAAUAGAUUUAUGAGAAAUAAAAUCUAUGAAUUGGUAUUAGAUUUAA